Spodoptera littoralis (African cotton leafworm) is the source of this 482-nucleotide messenger RNA. The record is from the annotation of a GenBank genome assembly. NCBI's taxonomy places the organism in Eukaryota, Metazoa, Arthropoda, Insecta, Lepidoptera, Noctuidae.
AUGAAACAUAAUAACUCAUUAAAUCACUCAGUUAAUUUAGUUAACUCAUUAAAAUGAAUUCAUGUCCCUAUUUUUAUGGACGUAGACUUCAUUUCCUCGGACUCUUUUCCAAUGAAUACGUAAUAAUAGAUCAUCUAUGUAGCCUCAACAAUAGAUGUGCUCUCAGCGAAUAUCUCUAUGAGUGGCAGAGAACAUUGGGUAGUGGGUAUUAUAUCGUAGCGGGAGUGGACAGACAGAUAGUCCUGCACUGCAUACUGAUCAGUAAUCAGAUACUAACAGUGAGACGUCUGCUAAAUACGUCACUAUUAAGUGGACAUAUCAAUGCUAAAAGUAUCUCAUAUUAUAUCAUGCUCCUGAUUAAAUUCGUGAGGAAAAUAUUGAGAUAUACUCGAGUAUAUAAACGCUAUGAAGAGCGUAGUGUUGAUACUAUUAAUGUAUCUGCCACAAAUUAUGUUAUAAUGGAUCACUUAGCGAGUAUAUAG